Durio zibethinus is the source of this 2210-nucleotide messenger RNA. The record is from RefSeq and is a predicted model, not a curated record. NCBI's taxonomy places the organism in Eukaryota, Viridiplantae, Streptophyta, Magnoliopsida, Malvales, Malvaceae.
AUGAAGAACGGAGCCAUGAAAUCAUACGGUCUAUGUGAGAGGACCUCACAGGACUGCACCAUAAUAAACCUCACUCUAGUCAUCACCCCACGAAUCAUUGAUCACGAUAAUUUCCUGGUAAUGCCACCAUCUAUCUUCAUGGUUGAUAUUGAUUGCCUUGAAAAGGCUUCGAUUCAAUUGCUGAAAUAUUUAGUUCAUGAUAAUUCCCUACAUGCUGCAGGCAAUUAUUAUUCUUUGGUAAUUCUUAAAAGAACUGUAAUACUUCCUUGUCCCUUUGGCUAUCAAUUGGGUGCUCAAUAUGAAUUCUUGGCCGAGAUAGGCUUAGAGAAGUUGUUGGAGAGGUGGAUUUUGUUCACAUUUACAGGGAAACUAACUCUUUUACUGGUUCCUUUGACGAAAAAGGGUGUUGUUGUUGUUUCCUCUUGCUGCAUCUCUGCGACAGAAAAAGAACACAACCUCAAGAUUUACAAGCCCGGAUUCACCACUAACGGUGCCACAAGAAACUCGCAUAUGAGAUUUAUGUCGCAUCUGCGCGGAAUAUCAACACCUACUGAUCCCGAGCAAUAUCUUCUGGUGGAACUCUCAAAUGGGUACCAAACCGUCACAUUAGCUUUGAAUAUCAGUAAUGUGUAUAUCUUGGGCUAUCAACCAGGUGGAAGUGGAAGCUCCUACUUCUUUAGAGAUGUUCCCAUUGAUGCACGUAGUGUUUUUCUCCCAAACACUCAGAGAGAGUCUCUUCCAUUUACUGGCAUAUGUAGGGCACUUGAAGAUGCUGCAGGAGUGGGUGAUAGAAGGGAAAUCCCUCUGGGAAUUGACGAACUACGCCAACAUAUUGAGAACAUGAAUUAUCUCCAACCCAGUUCCUCUAGACGCCCCAUCGCUAGAGCCCUUAUAAUUUGUAUCCAGAUGGUUUCAGAAGCUGUGCGAUUCAGAAACAUCCAGCAAGAAAUACUUGCAGUUGCAGAGCCUCGUGCAGAUGGAAUUUAUGGAAUUUUUUAUCCAGAUGGUUUACUGAUGGAGUAUGAAACUAACUGGGAGCACAUCUCCUCUGACAUCCAAUCUGCAACAGAUGGAAUCUUCACAAGAGCAGGCCGUUUAGUAUAUGAGGGUCAAGAAUUGGUUUUGAGCACCUUGAGUCAAGUGCGUUUCAUUAUUGCAAUAAUGCCAUUAAUAUGCAGAAACACAGGAGCUAAUCUGGAGCUUUUGCGCAUGCCAGCAUCAAUAUCAUCAUAUGAGUUUUCUUCUUUGUUGCCUAUGGCUAUGAGAUCCAUUGGCCUGGAAGACAAAGGUGACACUUGUGAAAAAGCAUUAGCACCAACCUUGCAUAUUACUGGACAAAAUGGUCUCUGUGUUGAUGUAUACCAGGGAAGCUACCACAAUGGAAACAAAAUAAUCUUAUGGGAAUGUGGACAAAAUCAGGCCAAUCAAUUAUGGACGUUGAGAACAGAUGAUAACACAAUUCGAUCUGGUGGCAAAUGCUUAACCACUUAUGGAUAUAGCUCCGGAAACUAUGUGAUGAUCUAUGAUUGUGACACCGCUGUGUCUGAUGCCACCAAAUGAAACAUCUUGAGCGACGGAAGCAUAAGAAAUCCCAGAUCUGGGCUAGUCUUGACGGAAAGUAAGGAUAGCUCAGGCAUGAUUAAUCUGGUUUUAGAUAACAACUUUUAUGGUUCUAGGCAAGCUUGGUAUGCCAGUAAUAAUACGAAGCCAUCAGUGACCACCAUUAUUGGUUAAAAUGGUCUGUGCUUGCUCGCAAGUGGAAGUCGGGUGUGGUUGGAAAAAUGUGUGAGCAACGAUGCCGAACAACAGUGAGCAGUAUAUCCAGACGGAACCAUCAGGCCUCAGAAGAAUCGUGAUGGUUGUCUCAAGUAUGCAAAUGCAGAUGGGGACUUAGUUACCGUGGGAACAUGCGAUGGAUGGAUUGAGGAAAGGUGGCGAUUUGAGAGUGAUGGUACCAUUUUGCAUGUGGUGACUGAACAGGUGAUGGAUGUGAAAGAUACUAGUGCCAACCUUAAUGAGAUUACGGUUCAUGAUUACAGCGAUGAACGAGCAAGCCAAAUUUGGUUUCAGGUGUAGCUGUGAAAGUGGAAGCACUACUAAGAUAUGCAUAAGCAUGCACUAGUAUCCUUUGUUGUAUUGACAUUUAAGGGCAUUAGGCUUUUAGUAGCAUUCUUUUUCAUAUUUAGCGGCGUUCGUCAAAAUACUACUAA